CCCAGCACGUUACCCAGCAUACCGGGACAAGACGGUCAAGUAUAGGAUCGCUCCUGAGCAGUGGGGCACGUUACCCAGCACACCGGGCACAAGACACGGAGAGUCCAGACGCCAUGGAUCUGCUCUGCUUAGAGGUGGACACGGUGAGAAGAGCCCAUGUAGACAGCAACCUGCUGACUGACCGGGUGCUGAACAACCUGCUGAAAGCCCAGGAGACCCAUUGCCCCUGCAUCCACUACUUCACCUCCGUGCAACCGGACAUCCAGCCCUACAUGAGGAAGAUGGUGGCCACAUGGAUGCUGGAGGUCUGUGAGGAACAGAAGUGUGAAGAGGAGGUUUUCCCACUCUCCAUGAACUACAUGGACAGAUACCUUUCUCUUGUGCCAAUAAGGAAAAACAGGUUACAACUGCUGGGGGCAACCUGCAUGCUGCUGGCCUCCAAAUUAAAGGAGACCAUCCCUUUAACUGCAGAGAAACUUCGCAUUUACACUGAUAAUGCUGCCUCCAUAGAGGAUAUACUGAACAUGGAGGUGUUAGUACUGAAAGAGCUGAAGUGGAACAUGGCCUCCGUGACGCCUCACGACUUUAUAGAACAUUUGCUUUACAAAAUAUCAUUGACUGAUGAUACCAAGCAGAUCGUGCGCAAAUACGCCAAGACCUUUAUGGCUCUCUGUGCUACAGAGUUAAAGUUUAUUGUCAGCCCUCCCUCCGUGCUAGCAGCUGGGACCGUGGCGGCCGCCAUACGUGGUCUACAUUUGGGCAAUGCAGACGGCGUCUUAUCUUCUAGAUGCCUUACCCUGUCCUUAUCGCAGGUCAUCCAGUGUGAUCCAGACUGUCUGCAGGCUUGUCAAGAACAGAUCGAGUCACUCCUAGAGUCUACUUUGCGUCACACAUCCCAAGAGACUGAUAGCUCACCCAUCAUGAUGUCCGUGGUAGAGGAGACAGAUCCUUCCAGCACCCCACCCCAUGUCAGCGAUGUGAACAUCUGAAUACGGCAGGAAAAAAAGAAGAGUUUUUGGUUACGGAACAUGAACUGUGUAUAUGGCUCCUGCGAAUAACUACUCCCAUAACUGUGAUGAUGAAAGCCAGUCCUAUAUACAUGUGACCUAAAAUUACACACCACAAAAAACUCUUACAAAAAAAAAAAAGUACUGGCAAAAGCCAAUGUUGGUGUUUGUGCUAAAACAGCGUAACUACCCAAAGAAACAAAUAUAUAGCUUUAUUCCCCAUGGCUGAAGUCACAUAAUCUAGACACUUAGGGGGCGAUUUAUCAAAACCUGUCUAGAGG
Hyla sarda is the source of this 1288-nucleotide messenger RNA. Its product is annotated as G1/S-specific cyclin-D1-like. NCBI's taxonomy places the organism in Eukaryota, Metazoa, Chordata, Amphibia, Anura, Hylidae. Gene Ontology annotation, cellular component: nucleus; cyclin-dependent protein kinase holoenzyme complex; cytoplasm. The transcript has a single exon. Bases 114 to 989 code for a protein of 291 amino acids. Gene Ontology annotation, biological process: mitotic cell cycle phase transition; positive regulation of G1/S transition of mitotic cell cycle; regulation of cyclin-dependent protein serine/threonine kinase activity. The record is from RefSeq and is a predicted model, not a curated record. Gene Ontology annotation, molecular function: cyclin-dependent protein serine/threonine kinase regulator activity.